Messenger RNA from Alternaria hordeiaustralica, 471 nucleotides. RefSeq lists its product as uncharacterized. Gene Ontology annotation, molecular function: peroxidase activity. NCBI's taxonomy places the organism in Eukaryota, Fungi, Ascomycota, Dothideomycetes, Pleosporales, Pleosporaceae. The transcript has 2 exons. The record is from RefSeq and is a predicted model, not a curated record. Bases 1 to 471 code for a protein of 156 amino acids.
AUGACUAACACAACGUCGCAAUCUAGUCGCUCGGACAAAUACUUCAACGACGAUGCCAUCUCCUUCAACUCCACCAUCUACGAUAAGACCCGUGCCUACUGGACAGACGACCUCAUCGACAUCCAAAUGGCCGCCAACGCCCGUCUCGCCCGUAUGAUCGAUUCGGUGAAGUACAACCCCAAAUUUGCUUUGUCAGAGUUGGCCGCGGACUUCAGCGCGGGUGAAGGCGCUGGGUACAUGCUCGUCUUCGGCAACAAGACCGAGAAGACUGCGAGGCGAGACCUGGUGGAGUACUUCUUCGAGAACGAGCGCUUGCCAACAGAGCUGGGCUGGAAGGCCCCUGACGAGGUGAUCAGCCUGGAAGAUCUCCUAGGCUUCUCCGAAGACAUCUACAGUGCGACUUCGUACGAUGCUCUCGAGACGAAGGAAGCCAUGAUGCGCAGAAACGGUAUGGUGGGGAAAGUCUUUUAG